Messenger RNA from Physella acuta, 1409 nucleotides. RefSeq names its product cytoplasmic tRNA 2-thiolation protein 1-like. NCBI's taxonomy places the organism in Eukaryota, Metazoa, Mollusca, Gastropoda, Physidae. The record is from RefSeq and is a predicted model, not a curated record. Gene Ontology annotation, cellular component: mitochondrion; cytosolic tRNA wobble base thiouridylase complex. Gene Ontology annotation, biological process: tRNA wobble position uridine thiolation. Gene Ontology annotation, molecular function: tRNA binding.
UCAAAUUAGAAAAAGAAAAACUAUUAAAAAUGCCUAGAAAGUGUGCUGGAUGUGAUAAAAAUGCUAUAUUGAAGAGACCUAAAACAGCUGAUGCACUGUGCAGGGAAUGUUUCUUUUGGGCCUUUGAGGAGGAAAUCCACCACACCAUCCAGCAUGCAAACCUCUUCUCUCCAGGUGAUACAGUGGCCAUUGGUGCCUCAGGUGGGAAAGACUCAACAGUACUGGCACACACCAUGAAAAUCUUGAAUGAACGUCACAAAUAUGGCCUGAAUCUGAUUCUGCUCUCUGUGGAUGAAGGCAUCACUGGAUACAGGGAUGAUUCUCUAGAGACUGUGAAGAGGAACCAGCAGCAGUAUGAUCUGCCAUUGACCAUUGUUUCCUAUGAGGAACUUUAUGGGUGGACCAUGGAUGCAAUAGUUCAACAAAUUGGCCUAAAAAAUAACUGUACAUUCUGUGGGGUAUUCAGGAGACAGGCUUUGGACAGGGGGGCAAUGAAGCUGGGGGCCACGAAAAUUGUUACAGGGCACAAUGCUGAUGACAUAGCGGAAACAGUCAUUAUGAAUGUCUUGCGUGGAGACAUAGCUAGGCUGCGGAGGUGUACAGGCAUUACGACCGGCGCUGAUGGUUAUCUAUGCAAGCCUUUUAAAUAUACUUAUGAAAAAGAAAUUGUAAUGUAUGCUUACUUCAAGAAGCUUGACUACUUCUCUACAGAGUGUAUCUACUCACCAAAUGCCUACAGGGGAUUUGCACGAGCUUACAUAAAAGACCUUGAAAAAAUUAGGCCAAGUUUAAUUAUUGAUAUUUUUUACAGUGGAGAAAGUCUGUGUGUGAAAAAAGAAGUGCGGAUGCCAGUUCAAACCAUUUGCAAGAGGUGCAACUUCAUCUCCAGUAAUGAAGUGUGUAAAGCCUGUGUUAUGUUGGAAGGUAUGAACAAGGGAAGACCCAGGCUUGGUAUAGGAAAAAUACAUAAAGAAAGGAGGAACUGGAAAGAGGAACUAGAACAGCAGGCAAAGAGUUUAUCUCUACAAAAUUCAGGCACUGAUUGUACUAUCAGUUCAUCCAGCAAGACCAGCUGUUGUACCAGUUCAUCCAGCAAGACCAGAUGUUGUACCAGUUCAUCCAGCAAGACCAGAUACCAGAUGUUGUACCAGUUCAUCCAGCAAGACCAGAUGUUGUACCAGUUCAUCCAGCAAGACCAGAUGUUGUACCAGUUCAUCCAGCAAGACCAGAUGUUGUACCAGUUCAUCCAGCAAGACCAGAUGUUGUACCAGUUCAUCCAGCAAGACCAGAUGUUGUACCAGUUCAUCCAGCAAGACCAGAUGUUGUACCAGUUCAUCCAGCAAGACCAGAUGUUGUACCAGUUCAUCCAGCAAGACCAGCUGUUGUACCAGUUCAUCCAGCAAGACUAG